Messenger RNA from Staurois parvus, 329 nucleotides. Lineage: Eukaryota; Metazoa; Chordata; Amphibia; Anura; Ranidae. The record is from the annotation of a GenBank genome assembly.
CGGUACCACUAGCACUCCACUGAAUAGGCGUCCCCAGCGCACGGAGUCUAAGUCCCAGGGUGCUUGUUCACCAGGGCCCCUGAUGGUGGGGAUGGACUUGGAGCCCCCUGAGACCAGGUCGUGGCUACUGGGUGCGUCCGUCUGUGGUAGUGGUAUGCGCCAAGGGCUCCCACGGGAAAGAGUCUGAUAUGAGGAGGUCAGAAGACCCCACUGCAAGGGAUGGAUGGAUGAGCAAGGUCCGAUGGGCCGAACUCGAAUGCCGCGGCCGGCCCGGACCUAGGCAGUGCACUGCGCCUGCGCCGGGACCAUCGCGGCGGGGAUCGAGGAGA